Molecule: messenger RNA, 3284 nt
Organism: Tarenaya hassleriana
Lineage: Eukaryota; Viridiplantae; Streptophyta; Magnoliopsida; Brassicales; Cleomaceae
Product: kinesin-like protein KIN-7A
Exons: 16
Coding region: 147-3065 (972 amino acids)
Biological process (GO): microtubule-based movement
Molecular function (GO): microtubule motor activity; microtubule binding; ATP binding
Source: RefSeq, a predicted model, not a curated record
CCAAAAUCCGUUGCUCUUCCUCUCCUCUUCCUUUUUCUUCUUCUUCAUCGUCAUCUUCUUUUUCUUUAAGCUAAGAGUUCAGAGAUCUCUCUUAUUCUCUCUCUGAUCAGAGAGAAAUUUGAUUCUACAGUCCGAUUUCUCUGAGAAUGACGAUGAGGAUUCCUGGAACUCCGACAUCUAAGAUGGAGCGAACGGCAACCGCUGUGACACCGGGAGGUGGACCAAGAUCGAGGGAGGAGAAGAUCGUAGUUACUGUAAGGUUAAGGCCUCUGAACAAGAAGGAGCUUUCGGCUAAAGACCAAGUGGCAUGGGAAUGCGUCGAUGAUCACACUGUCGUGUACAAAUCGCCUUCUCAAGAACGGUCACCUCAGUCCUCUUCAUUCACGUUUGAUAAAGUGUUUGGUCCAGACAGUUUAACGGAAAAUGUGUACGAAGAAGGCGUCAAGAAUGUUGCGUUGUCUGCUUUGAUGGGCAUCAACGCAACGAUAUUCGCUUAUGGGCAAACGAGCAGUGGAAAGACAUACACUAUGAGAGGAAUAACGGAGAAAGCCGUCAAUGAUAUUUACAAUCACAUCAUUAAUACCCCUGAACGAGAUUUUACAAUAAAGAUUUCUGGUCUGGAAAUAUAUAAUGAAAAUGUAAGGGAUCUGCUAAAUUCAGAAUCCGGGCGCAACCUUAAGCUCCUGGACGACCCAGAUAAAGGUACAGUGGUUGAGAAACUGGUAGAAGAAACAGCAAAUAACAAUCAACACUUGAGGCAUCUGAUUAGCAUCUGUGAAGCUCAAAGGCAAGUUGGAGAAACCGCUUUGAACGAUACAAGCUCACGGUCACACCAAAUAAUCAGACUGACAAUACAAAGUACUCUUCGUGAAAACUCGGAUUGCGUGAGGUCUUAUGUCGCUAGUCUGAAUUUCGUAGACUUAGCAGGAAGUGAGAGAGCUUCACAGACACAGGCAGAUGGAACUAGACUCAGGGAAGGGUGCCAUAUCAAUUUAAGUUUGAUGACUCUUACAACUGUCAUCCGGAAACUAAGUGUGGGGAAAAGAAGCGGUCACAUACCUUACCGAGACUCGAAGCUUACCCGGAUAUUACAGCACUCACUGGGAGGAAACGCCCGAACAGCAAUUAUCUGUACAUUGAGUCCAGCUCUGACUCAUGUUGAACAAUCAAGAAAUACUCUCUUCUUUGCUACCCGAGCCAAGGAAGUAACGAACAACGCCCAAGUGAACAUGGUUGUUUCUGAUAAGCAAUUGGUGAAACAUCUUCAGAAGGAAGUGGCGAGAUUAGAGGCAGAGCUUCGCACCCCCGAUCCAUCUAGAGAAAAAGAUUUGAAGAUCCAGCAGAUGGAAAUGGAAAUUGAAGAACUUAGGAGACAGAGAGAUAAUGCACAGACCCAAGUAGAGGAGUUGCGUAAAAAGCUUCAAGAAGACCAACAACAGAAGGGCUCAAAUGCCUUUGAAUCUCCAGGCCCAUCAAUAAAGAAGUGUCUAUCUUAUUCUGUGGCAUUGACACCAAACACAGAAAACAAAGUGGUAAGCAGGAAUGAGAAAGCAAGGAAAACCAUGAUACGUCAAUCUAUGAGGCAAUCCUCGACAGCUCCUUUCACGUUGAUGCAUGAGAUCCGAAAACUCGAACACCUUCAAGAACAGCUUGGAGAGGAAGCGAAUAAAGCCCUUGAAGUGCUACAGAAGGAAGUUGCCUGCCAUAGACUGGGCAACCAAGAUGCAGCUCAGACAAUCGCUAAGCUUCAAGCAGAGAUAAGGGAAAUGCGCAGCAUAAAAUCAUUGAUGCCUAAAGAAGUGGAAAUAGGAAAUGUCAUAGCUCCUAACAAGAGUGUAAGUGCCAAUCUGAAGGACGAGAUAACAAGGCUCCACUCACAAGGCUCCACCAUAGCCAACCUCGAGGAACAACUUGAGAAUGUUCAGAGAUCUAUAGACAAGUUGGUGAUGUCUCUUCCGGGCAAUAACAACAUUGUCCAAGCCAUGGUAGAAGAUGGAACCCCUAAGACGAAGAACCAUCAUCAAUCAAAGAAGAAGAAGCUGCUUCCCCUGACACCUAGCAGCCAGAAUUUCUUGAAAUCUCCAUGCUCUCCGUUGUCAGCCUCAAGGCAAGUCUUGGAUACCGACACUGAGAACAGAGCGCCUCUCGAGAAUAACAACUCUGAAUCUAGAGAAAAUGCUCACGGUUUUGAGAAAGAGACUCCAAAGAAAGGGGAAGAAAGUGGAGAUGUCUCAUCGAGGGAAAGCACUCCAGGCUACAGGCGUUCAAGUUCAGUGAACAUGAAGAAAAUGCAGCAGAUGUUCCAGAACGCAGCAGAGGAGAACGUGAGAAGCAUAAGAACAUAUGUUACAGAACUCAAAGAACGUGUCGCCAAAUUACAGUAUCAGAAGCAACUUCUCGUUUGUCAGGUGCUUGAAUUGGAAGCAAAUGAAGCAGCUGGGCACAACAUAGAGGACCACGAGAACGAGAUAGAGGAAGAGGAGACACAGCAAGUCGCAUGGCACAUAAUGUUUAAGCAGCAAAGACAGCAGAUUGUAGAGCUGUGGCAUGUCUGCCACGUGUCCAUCAUCCACAGGACGCAAUUCUAUUUGUUGUUCAAGGGUGAUCAAGCUGACCAAAUAUACAUGGAAGUCGAGCUAAGGCGGUUAACUUGGUUGGAACACCAUCUCGCAGAAGUCGGUAAUGCAACACCUGCACGAAAUGGCGAUGAACCCGCAAUAUCUAUAUCAUCAAGCAUUCGGGCAUUGAGAAGAGAAAGAGAGUUCCUUGCAAGGAGGGUGAACUCUCGUCUAACGCCAGAGGAGCGAGAUUCGUUGUACAUGAAAUGGGACGUGCCGUUAGAGGGAAAACAGAGGAAACUUCAGUUUGUGAACAAGCUAUGGACAGACCCUUAUGACACGAGACACGUAGAAGAGAGUGCAGCCAUAGUUGCGAAGCUUGUCGGGUUCUGUGAAGGAGGGAACAACAUCUCAAAGGAGAUGUUUGAGCUCAAUUUUGCAGUUCCUUCUGACAAGAGACAAUGGAACAUCGGUUGGGACAACAUCUCCAACCUUCUUCAUCUGUGAGAAAAUGCCGUUUCUUCAUUUGUGUAAGUACAUUCAUUUUAAUAUGUUCUUUAACUCUUUUGUUCACAUAAGAGCAUGGAGCAUGGAAAAGGAUCAAUUGCCCAGAUUCAAUCUUGAUUGUCGUGUUUGGUGCUACUACAUGUACCAAUUUGAUCUAUCAUUUAUAAAAAUAUUGUGUUAUAACAGACAGGUCAGAUUAUAAAGCAAAGAUUGAUUCAA